Dipodomys ordii (Ord's kangaroo rat) is the source of this 398-nucleotide messenger RNA. Its product is annotated as carboxylesterase 1E-like. Gene Ontology annotation, biological process: lipid catabolic process. The transcript has 3 exons. The annotation marks the transcript as partial. Gene Ontology annotation, cellular component: endoplasmic reticulum; lipid droplet. The record is from RefSeq and is a predicted model, not a curated record. Gene Ontology annotation, molecular function: carboxylic ester hydrolase activity. Lineage: Eukaryota; Metazoa; Chordata; Mammalia; Rodentia; Heteromyidae.
CACAGGGGACGAACACAGCCGUGGGAACUGGGGUCACUUGGACCAGGUGGCUGCACUGCACUGGGUCCAGGACAACAUCGCCAACUUUGGAGGGAACCCAGGCUCUGUGACCAUCUUUGGAGAAUCAUCAGGAGGUGAAAGUGUGUCUGUGCUUGUGCUAUCUCCCUUGGCCAAGAACCUCUUCCACAAGGCCAUUGCUGAGAGUGGUGUGGCCCUCAUGUCUGCUCUGGUGAAGACCAAGAACAUCAGGCCUAUAGCUGAGAAAGUUGCAAUUCUAGCUGGGUGCAAAACCACCACAUCCGCCACCAUGGUUCACUGCCUGCGCCAGAAGACAGAGGAGGAGCUCUUGGAGGUCACGCUGAAACUGGUAAGUGCCUCCUUCUUGGGCUCCACCCCAU